Schistocerca gregaria is the source of this 1217-nucleotide messenger RNA. RefSeq lists its product as uncharacterized. Bases 150 to 1217 code for a protein of 355 amino acids. The transcript has 3 exons. The record is from RefSeq and is a predicted model, not a curated record. Lineage: Eukaryota; Metazoa; Arthropoda; Insecta; Orthoptera; Acrididae.
GGUUCGAGAACAGAAAUUGGACGGACGACAAGAUCUACCUGUGCUUCGAUCAAGGGAAACGCACAGCGAAUGGGAGAACUUGUUCUUGCACAAGAAGCCGUUGGCGGUCAUAGGGAUAGCCGAUUGCAGCGCCGAGACGACUCCACGCGAUGAACAUGCUGUUCAUCUUGCGAGUGCAGUCGAUUACGUCGAAGAGCAAGAUUCAGGCUUACAACGGGCAACUUGGCGGGCGUGUACGUGCCUUUGGUUUGCCUGGGAUUCGAGCUUCGGCCGGACCAGAAGGACCGGACUUGAAGACGCUGAAGGUGAUUCCGGACCAGGAUUCCGAGCACUUCAACUUCUACCUGUCGCACAUUAUUUCCGAGGAGAUGGGCAAGAAUUGGAUAAACCAUUGGGAGCUGGCGGUGCAGUCGGACGUCGACUCGCUGGUCGACAAGAUUACAUCGGAGACGGGCAUGGAGGCGAGUUCAAGGAGUUUGAGGGCGUUUUUGAAGACGCCGCUGGACAACGAGGUGGAGUUUUUUUCGCGCCCCAGGCGUCGAAACCUCGUUGGCAGGAUUCGCAAGCAGCACGCGGACCUGUGCUUGAUGUCGGGGUCUCGCAUCGACGCGAUCGGGCUUUACGAGCUGUCGGGUCGAAAUCAGCAAGUCGUGCUCCGAGUGGGAGUGGGUUGGAGCUGGAUACGAGGGUUGGGCGUGCGCGAUUUUGUCCAAGCCAGGGUUUCUCGACGCCAAUACCAACACGCCUCCUCGAAGCUCCAGGACGCCGCGCGGGUACUACAGGAGGAAGGCAACGCCCGGGUGCUUGGAGCGGAGUGUCUUUUGAGGUUGGGUAGACUUUGUGUGAACUACGAUCGGCCGCGGGUGUACCAGACGCUGCAGAGGUGCCACGCGUUGAGCAAUGAAUUCGCGUACCGACGAGGAUCAAGGCGGGGCCGAGGGGUCGAGGGGGGCCGCUGGACGGCCGCCGAGUCGAGGUUUGCCGGUGGGCUGCUGGUACAAGUUGCAGGCGUCGUUUUUGAUGUUGGCCAUAGACCUGAGCAUGAAGAACAAGGACAGAGCGAAGUCCCUGCAGUUCUUGGCCUAUUUUUGAGGGAGGUGGCGCCACACGUCGCCGCGUGGCCGGAGGGCAGGGUGGGGAGGGCCGGGUGGGCUCAGAGGGUCGACUCGAUUUUGACGUCCGUCACGCUGAACAGCGCGCCCGUGGAGAGGCGUUGA